Rhagoletis pomonella (apple maggot) is the source of this 2633-nucleotide messenger RNA. RefSeq names its product general transcription and DNA repair factor IIH helicase subunit XPD (gene Xpd). NCBI's taxonomy places the organism in Eukaryota, Metazoa, Arthropoda, Insecta, Diptera, Tephritidae. Gene Ontology annotation, molecular function: hydrolase activity, acting on acid anhydrides, in phosphorus-containing anhydrides; damaged DNA binding; DNA helicase activity. The record is from RefSeq and is a predicted model, not a curated record. The transcript has 8 exons. Gene Ontology annotation, biological process: positive regulation of mitotic recombination; nucleotide-excision repair; transcription by RNA polymerase II. Bases 103 to 2415 code for a protein of 770 amino acids. Gene Ontology annotation, cellular component: nucleus.
CAUCGAUAGUGCCUGUAGUGACAUCGAUAGUUUGCCACCUCUACAUUACACAUAGCCGGCAAAAUUUAUCAAUUGGCGCAAAGCAAAAAUAAACAAAUUACAAUGAAAUUAAGUGUCGAUGGCUUGCUGGUCUACUUUCCAUACGAAUACAUCUAUCCAGAGCAGUAUGCAUAUAUGCUGGAGUUGAAGCGCACGUUGGAUGCGAAAGGCCACUGCCUGCUGGAGAUGCCCUCGGGUACAGGCAAAACAGCAACACUACUUUCCCUCAUCGUAGCAUAUAUGAUAGAACACCCUGAUGUAAUUCGAAAAUUAAUUUACUGUUCGCGUACCGUACCAGAGAUUGAAAAAGUUAUUGCGGAGUUACAAAAUCUGAUAUCUUACUACGAAAAGAAUGCACCAGAGCCACCCGGUUUGCUGGGCUUGGUGCUUAGCUCACGAAAAAAUAUGUGCAUACAUCCUGAGGUGAGUGCAGAGCGUGAGGGCAAGGCAGUCGAUGGAAAAUGUUAUGGUCUAACAGCAAGUUACAUCCGCGAACGGCACGAGGUAGAACCCGAAAAUACGCCAAUAUGCCAAUAUUAUGAAGGUUUCUUAUUAGAGGGCAAAGAAUCAAUGAUGCCACAUGGUGUGUAUAGCAUUGACGACCUCAAAGAAUAUGGACGCAUGCGUAACUGGUGUCCAUACUUUCUGGCACGCUUUGCUGUAACCUAUGCACAAAUUGUCGUCUACAGUUAUCACUAUCUGUUGGAUCCAAAAAUUGCCGAAGUUGUAUCCAAAGAGAUGACUAAGCAAUGCUGCGUGGUCUUCGAUGAGGCACACAACAUCGAUAAUGUAUGCAUCGAUUCGAUGAGUGUGAAAAUCAAUCGACGUAUAGUCGAGCGCAGUACAAAUGCGCUGAAUAAUCUACAGAAAAGGGUGCAAGACAUCCGUGAAGAAGGUGCCAACCGAUUGAAUGAAGAGUAUCAACGCAUGGUGCAAGGUUUAAAAGAUGCGCUGGUGCAACGUGAAACCGAUAUGGUAAUGGCCAAUCCCGUACUGCCCGCAGAUGUGCUUGAGGAGGCUGUGCCCGGCAAUAUACGUAACGCUGACCACUUUCUCAGUUUUCUGCGUCGAUUUGUAGAGUAUAUUAAAACACGUCUACGUGUACAUCAUGUUGUGCAGGAGUCACCCGCUGGUUUCCUAAAGGAUGUAGCUACGAAAAUUUGCAUUGAACGUAAGCCAUUGCGUUUUUGUGCCGAACGACUGGCCAGCCUGCUGCGAACAUUGGAAAUUAACGACAUGACAGAAUAUGGCGCGCUGACAUUGAUAACACAUUUUGCUACUUUAGUUUCUACCUAUACCAAAGGUUUCACAAUAAUUGUAGAGCCUUUCGAUGAUAAAACGCCGACCGUAAUAAAUCCUAUACUGCACUUUAGCUGCUUGGACUCUUCCAUAGCCAUGGCGCCUGUGUUCAAACGCUUUCAAACGGUCGUUAUUACAUCAGGCACACUUUCGCCUAUGGACAUGUAUCCGAAAAUUUUAGACUUCGACCCAGUUAUAAUGAGUUCAUUCACAAUGACGCUGGCACGUCCUUGUUUGCUGCCAAUGAUUGUUUCGAAGGGCAAUGAUCAGGUGGCGAUUUCCUCGAAAUUCGAAACACGUGAGGAUACAGCAGUCAUACGCAACUAUGGCCAACUGCUGGUGGAGACGGCGAAGACAGUUCCCGAUGGCAUUGUUUGUUUCUUUACUUCUUAUCUCUAUCUUGAGUCUGUAGUCGCUUCGUGGUAUGAUCAAGGCAUCGUGGACACCUUACUGCGCUAUAAGCUGUUAUUUAUUGAAACACAGGACAAUGCUGAAACAAGCUAUGCGCUUAUGAACUAUGUUAAGGCAUGUGAUUGCGGCCGCGGCGCUGUGUUAUUAGCCGUAGCGCGCGGUAAAGUAUCUGAGGGUGUGGAUUUUGACCAUCAUUAUGGCCGUGCCGUACUUAUGUUUGGCAUUCCCUAUGUCUAUACACAGUCGCGCAUACUUAAAGCGCGUCUUGACUAUCUGCGCGAUCAAUUUCAGAUAAGAGAAAAUGAUUUUCUCACCUUCGACGCAAUGCGUCAUGCGGCGCAGUGCGUGGGACGCGCCUUGCGUGGUAAAACCGAUUACGGUAUUAUGAUCUUUGCUGACAAGCGCUUUUCGCGUCAAGAUAAACGUAGUCGCUUGCCCAAAUGGAUACAGGAACAUUUAGUGGAUAGUUUUUGUAAUUUAAGCACAGAAGAAGCUAUGCAGUUGGCACGACGUUGGUUACGACGCAUGGCACAGCCAUUUACGCGUGAAGAUCAGUUGGGUAUAUCGCUGUUGACUUUGCAACAAUUGGAGAAUUCUGAGAAGGAGAAAUUAGAGCGGCAGGCGCAAGGCAAAGAAGGCGUGGGCGGCGAAGUGAUGGAACUGUGAUGCGGAGGAAGAGCAGAGCCAGCUGAAUGGAGGAAAAACAUGCAAUUCGUGCAAAAUCCAUUAAAUUUUGUUAUUAACGCUCUACCCAAAGUGGUAGGAUUUCGUAAUUCAAUAAGAAAGUGCGGAAUCUAAAAUGAAUUGGCGCCAUAUAGUGUUGUGUGCCACCAAAGGUUGAAAUUAACAAAACAAAUAAAAAUUCAUAAUAAUAAUUACAUUAA